AUGGAUCAGGUGGUUGCCCUUAGUUUUCAGGAGUUGUUUCAGGCCAGAGGAGUAAGGCUUGAAGUACAAUUAGUAAGAAAUUUUUUAGAUAAGAUAGAUAGCUGUUGCCCAUGGUUCAAGGAAGAAAAAANNNUAGAUUGUGGAACCUGGGAGAAAGUUGGUGAGGCCUUGAAAAUCGCUCAGACAGAUAAUUUUACCCUAGGCCUCUGGGCGCUCAUAAAUGAUGCUAUAAAAGAUGCAACUUCUCCAGGGCUAAAUUGCCCCCAGGCGGAGCUUGUGGUAUCUCAGGAGGAGUGCCUAUCAGAGAGGGCCUCCUCAGAAAAAGAUCUUCUUAACUCAAAAUUUGAUAAAUGUGGAAACUCAGAUGAUGAACUGAAUUUUAACAAAAAUCACUCAGAUAGAGGAGUUGCCUAUUACUUUAAUGAGAAUUGGCCCUCUUGUGAAUCUCCAGCUUCACCUAUAGUCCCCACUUCGGGAGGUGCUACUCAUAGGGACACAUGGCUAAGUGAGUUAGAGUUUGAGAUUAAGCUUCAGAGGCUGACUAAUGAGCUUCAGGAAAUAAAAAAGAUGUCAGAAGCAGAGAAGAGUAACUCUUCUGUAGUUCACCAGGUGCAGCUAGAAAGAGUUGUGAGUCAGGCUUGUGGGAAAGGACAGAAUAUGUCUAAUAUGUUACCCUUUCCUGUGGUCGAGGUAGUUGAUCAGCAAGAUACUAGGGCCAGACAUUACCAGAACUUGGAUUUCAAGUUAAUAAAAGAGUUAAAGGCAGCUGUUGUGCAAUAUGGCCCUUCAGCCACAUUCACUCAAGCAUUACUGGACACAGUUGUGGAGUCACACUUAACCCCCUUAGAUUGGAAGACUCUUUCUAAGGCUACCCUGUCAGGAGGAGAUUUUUUGCUUUGGGAUUCUGAAUGGCGAGACGCCAGUAAGAAAACUGCUGCUUCUAAUGCUCAGGCUGGUAACUCAGACUGGGAUAGCAACAUGCUUUUAGGAGAGGGUCCAUAUGAGGNACAGACAAAUCAGAUUGAUUUUCCCAUUGCAGUGUACGCACAAAUUGCGACAGCCGCAUGCCGUGCUUGGGGAAGGUUGCCAGUUAAAGGAGAUAUUGGUAGAAGUUUAGCUAGCAUUCAGCAGGGUUCUGAUGAACCAUAUCAGGACUUUGUGGACAGGCUAUUGAUUUCAGCUAGUAGAAUCCUUGGAAGUCCAGACACAGGUAGUCCUUUCGUUAUGCAAUUGGUUUAUGAGAAUGCUAACGCAAUUUGCGGAGCUGUGAUUCAACCGCAUAAGGAACAGACAGAUUUGGCGGUAUAUGUCCGUCUUUGCACAGACAUCGGGCCUUCCUGCAAGUUCUCACAGGGAACCCACGCCUAAGCAAUGUUCUCGAGGAAACGAGGGAAUAAUGCAUGCUUUAAAUGUGGAAGUUUGGAUCAUUUUAGAAGUAAUUGUCCUAAGAACAAGGGUGCCGAGGGUAGACAAACAGGAUACAAACAGAAUGCAGCAAAUUCCAUUGAAGAUAGAAAUGGCCUGGCAUUCAGUUACAAGAAUCCCUAA
Molecule: messenger RNA, 1548 nt
Organism: Mus caroli (Ryukyu mouse)
Lineage: Eukaryota; Metazoa; Chordata; Mammalia; Rodentia; Muridae
Source: RefSeq, a predicted model, not a curated record